Messenger RNA from Aspergillus welwitschiae, 2571 nucleotides. Its product is annotated as Six-hairpin glycosidase. Bases 1 to 2571 code for a protein of 856 amino acids. The transcript is spliced from 2 exons. Gene Ontology annotation, biological process: carbohydrate metabolic process. NCBI's taxonomy places the organism in Eukaryota, Fungi, Ascomycota, Eurotiomycetes, Eurotiales, Aspergillaceae. The record is from RefSeq and is a predicted model, not a curated record.
AUGUCUGGGAAGCAAUUGACCAUCUUCACAUGCAGCAGCUUGCUGUUCGCGUCACUCAUAGUUAUUGCUGACAGAAGUGAUAGGGAGGCUGUCGUGCCCCCCACCCGAUAUGAAAUUGGUUCUGGAUUUACGAACUACACCGGUUAUGGGAAUGCAUCCUGCUUCACACUUGACCAGAAGAGCCCAUUGGUUACCCUAGACUACGGUACCGAGGUUGGAGGCUUCCCCUUAUUCCAUGUGGACUUUCUGUCAACUGCAGUCCAGCUCGAGGCCAAAUACACUGAAUCCAAAACUGGUCUUGAUGAGCCGUUUGGUGAUGGGCCAUGGACCUUCUCCAAUGGCCUUUCCAACACCUUCCGUGUCGAAACUUUCAAUGUCACCUCUCCUGGGACGGUGGAGUCGUUCUUCAUUCAAGGGGGUCUUCGCUGGCAGAACCUCAAGCUUCUCACGGAAGGCAGUGUCCGCAUAUGCCAAGCGGGUAUCAGAUCUCAAAAUGAUCGCACUGCGGUGGACAAGCUGCCUGGAUACUUCGAAAGCUCGAAUAAUCUGUAUAAUGAAAUCUGGGCCUUGGGGCCACGUACAGUCCAGCAAGCAUGCAUUGCUGCAGAUACCGCACCGUCAACAUGGGAAGUCACUGAAGACGGAGUGUAUCUUCGUGGACAGCAGCCUGCCCAAUCGGUGGUAGGAGCCUCCUUUGGCAACUACACCAUGACCUUCCAGACCAAGAUUGUCCGUGGAGGAACAGGAUGGAAGGUCGCCGCGGGUGUGGGUGGCUUUGGUCCUUACUUUGUUCUUACCAGUGAAUAUCCUGUUGGCUCGACGUUUGUCAAUACCAACCGAACCAUUGUCCCCCCAAACUCACUAGCUGUGGGUUACGGGUGGAACUUGGUGAAUCAGACCUCUCUCACCACCGGAAAAGUGAACCAUUAUUCCUUGCCUUUUAACAUCAAGGAGGGGCAGUGGUAUGAGAUUUCAACCUCCAUUAAUGCGACCGGAUACGGCGUUACCAUCAAUGGAACUGAAAUAUUCGUGGCACUGGAUGACCUGCAAAUCGUAUCUGGCACUACUGGUUCCUCUGGCAGUCUGACAGGCGGUACCUGGGGCUUUGGGCCAUAUCAGGACCAGAUUGCGCUUGUCAAGGAUGUUACGGUUCAUGCGCAGAAUGGUACCCUGCUGUACCAGAAUUCGAUGACGCUCAGCUCCGUCCUCGAAGAAUAUGGAGUGAUGGCAAAUAAGCACUCCGUCUGUCUGGACGGCGCGAAAAGGGACCGCCUUGUCUGGAAUGGUGAUUUUGUACACACGUAUCGCGUCAUCCAGUCCAGCACCUAUCGCUCGGAUUUCAUAACUGGAUCACUAGAAUAUUGGAUUGACCGUCAAGCACCUGACUCGUCGCAGUACGCUGGCUUUUUCAGCAUGUCACCUGCCAUGGGCCAGUCGGCGAAAUAUGUCGACACGUAUGCUUCUUUCGGACUUCUCGAUUACCAGAUUUUCCUUCUCCACGUAUUUGCCGGUCACUACAGAAAUUCUGGCGACAAGGUGUUCGUGGCCAAGCAUUGGGCGAAGAUCAAAAAGGGUGUGGAAGCUAUCCUGCCCUUGAUAGAUGAUCAAUCUGGACUGGCGGUCGCUACCAACCUCGGGAGAUUCUUCUCUGGAUCCGACAAUGGCACUGCAGUAUCGGGACUUCUUGCCCACACACUCGACCAGAUGGCCGAUGUUGCAUCCGCGAUGAAUGAGACAGAUGUCGCGACAACUUGGACUCGCUCGGCGACUUCAGUCAAAGCUGCGAUCCGCCAACAGCUCUGGAACCACCGUCUUGGAUACUACGCUACCGACUUGAGCGACCCGACCGAGCAGUCUAUCACCGGUAGCGCCUGGGCUAUUCUGGCGGGAGUCGCCAACGCCACGCAAGCAGAAUCCUCACUCGCGGCGUUAUCAUCACUCCGGCUUGGAAUCGGCUACAAAACGUCGAGCUCCGUUGCCAACGCAUCAUCGACUAAUCUUGCGCCUUUUCUCACUGGCUUCCUCCUAGAAGCGAUUAUGCAGGAAAGUCGCAAUAGCCCCAGUUCAAGCAAAGCGAGGACGACAGCUAUUAGCGUGCUCCUCGACCAGCUCUGGGCUGCGAUGGUGACUCAAAAUGAAUAUUAUACUGGCACGACUUGGGAGUAUCUUUACCCUGAUGGCCGACCCGGGCUUGACUUCUAUACGUCGCAUGCGCACCCCUGGGCAGCUGCGCCGACGUACGUUUUCUCGGAAUAUGUACUUGGUGUUCAGGCGACUUCGGCUGGGUUUUCUGAGUGGGAGUUUCGUCCAGCGAUGUUGGAUGUGAAUGUGUCCUGGGCGCGGGGAAGAGUGCCUACUCCUCAGGGGCCGAUCCAGGCUAGUUGGCGGUUGAAUGGCACGAGCGUGCAGUUGAGCGUGUGUGGACCUAGUGGUACAGAGGGGGUUGUCAGGGUACCAUUUGCUAUUGAAUCCUAUUCCGUGAAUGGAGAACAACAGACAAAUGACAAGGACGGUUUGGAGGUUCAAGUGUCCGGGGGAUCAUGUACUGAUAUCCAUGCUGUUAGAGGGUGA